AUGUUAAGCUAUCAUAUGUCAGGCCAAGAAAUUGAUUUAAGUGCAGCAGAGUUUGGAAAUAUGUUACGCAAAGAGAUAGGCUGGGAUGAUGGAGAACGCAGCAAGCCUAAGGGCAGGAUACUAUUUGGAUAUAUAGCAGUAUAUAGUGGUAUGUCAGCGGCUUCCUCUCACAUCGGAUAUCCCAGUGUGUUCAUGUACAACGGAGCAACAUAUUUGAUCCCUACUGGGGGAAUCCUGGCCGUUGGUCCAAUGCGCUCAGUAAAUCACGAUCCACGUAAUGAUGGACACUUGGUCAUAAAGGACGUUGGAUGUCAAAUGAAAAAGCUUUAUCAUGUUGAUGGAGUAGCAGAUGACACUGUCUUUAGCACUUCAAUAAACUAUACAACUCUUCAAAUGGGAUUGCGGGGAGGGGUCUCAUGUAAAGCUAUAGGUUCAUCUGGUUUAGCAAGUUCUCGAGCUAGAAUUCAAGUAAAUCUGGUCAAACAUUGGAAUUCACCAUUGCCUCAUAAUCAAAGUUUCUCUGAUUGGGUUUGGAGCGGAGCUUGCCCGAAUGGAACACAAAUUGAUGUGCCUAUGACUACCUCCCACUACCUCCCGGGACUGAGAAACAAGACAGUAGAGAUUAUGGGCCAAGUUGUCGCGCAUGUUUGCUUCGAUCAAGAUUUGACUGGUGCUAAAUCAACUGGAAAUCAUGCUGGAAACGGAUCAGAAUACAAUUUCUUGAGGCCAACUGUGUGUGAAAUCCAACCGACGAUUGGCACUUAUCAAGUUUUGUACAAUUACCCAAGUGUUACAAUUAACCAUACUAGUUUCAAACCAGCCCGUAAGAUGUCAGAAGAUACUCGGUUUCUUUCAAUGUACCUUGCCAUGUUAGCAAAGGCAAUGGUUUCUACCACUCAAUCUAUGUGGGCAAAUACCUUUGGCGAUGAUAUCUCUACAGUUUACAAUGCUACUGAGGGGCUCGAGGAGGACAAAUUGGACGCAAUUCUUGUAUGUUUCUUGUCAAAAAAAAUGGUUGAUGUUGAUAAGAUCUGUUUGAUGGGGUUCUUCUUUGGGACUGCUGAUUUCUUUCCCUCACCUCGAUCAGGACCAUUACUUCAAUGGUGUUGUAGAAUUUGGGACAACAUCGAGCAUAUUGAACCAGAUCAAAACCACUUACCAAGCAACAUCUCAUGCAACUUUAAUGGUACUUGGAUGAUCUCGACAAUGGGAUGGGAUGCCAAAAGCCGUAUUUUUGCACCUAUCUUUCUUUCGAUGGUUCCUAUCAUUCUGGUUUCAUUUUUUUCAAUCUGUGCUGUCUUAUUCGGAUCUUAUAAAAGGUUUAUCUCAUUACCUCUUCAUUCAAAUGAACCUAUUCAAUUUGAUCCAAAUGAUAUGACACAGAUCAUUCGUGUUGCUUGUGCUGGUAAUCUUUCUGAAAAGUUUUCUCAAAUGUCUGAUGAUCAAGUAGGAAAAAGUUGUACAGCGAAAGAUUAUGAUAAAAUUCAUGUUCAGUUAAAUUAUGAUGAUGAUGUUCAUGGUAAAUUGAUAUGGAUCGAACCUCAAAGAAGUUUGACCUCUUGA
Molecule: messenger RNA, 1563 nt
Organism: Melampsora larici-populina 98AG31
Lineage: Eukaryota; Fungi; Basidiomycota; Pucciniomycetes; Pucciniales; Melampsoraceae
Exons: 6
Coding region: 1-1563 (520 amino acids)
Source: RefSeq, a predicted model, not a curated record